This is a messenger RNA of Pocillopora verrucosa, 4975 nucleotides long. RefSeq names its product endoplasmic reticulum aminopeptidase 1. NCBI's taxonomy places the organism in Eukaryota, Metazoa, Cnidaria, Anthozoa, Scleractinia, Pocilloporidae. Gene Ontology annotation, molecular function: peptide binding; zinc ion binding; metalloaminopeptidase activity. Gene Ontology annotation, cellular component: cytoplasm. The record is from RefSeq and is a predicted model, not a curated record. Gene Ontology annotation, biological process: peptide catabolic process; proteolysis.
UCCGGACUAUGAAAUCAAAUAGCACAGAGGAAUCUGACUCCUCAAGCGUAGAAUUUGAAGAUCAUAUCGAUAUUUCGCUUCUUCCCGACAAGAAACACCAUAGAAGAAAAAGAAUCCGAGAUUCAAAGUUCGUGUGCGGAAUUUGGCAAAUGUUCGGCGGGAAGAACGCCGCUUACGGCGUUGCGACAGCUGUGUUGUUGGUUUCAGUGUUUCUUAUCGUCGCGUUCGCUCGGCCAUCGUCUUCUUACGAAACUGCAAACAAGAACAGUAGAAAGAAUUCUCGUUAUGAACAGGCUAAAAAUCCUUCUAGUCUGGGACAUGGAAAAGAACAGAAAGGCUCGCAUUCACUACGGCUUCCAAGACACCUAGCACCGAUCGAAUAUCUCCUAUAUUUACAUCCUGAUCUAACAAAUUUUGAUUUCUCUGGGAAGGUUGAUAUUCUUCUCCUCUGUCAUGAAACCUCUACCAACAUAACCCUUCAUGUAGGAACAAAAAUGGAUUACUUUGAUGUGGCGGUUGCAAGAGUCGAAGGCGAAAACAUUCUAGAGACGUUAACUGUGACGGAAACUUCUCGACUGCCGGGAGAAAUGGUUGUCAUAAGUCUCGCCACUGAACUUCAAAAAGGGAGUCAUUACUUUCUUGUGAUGAAGUUCAAGUCGAAGUUAAGUAGGGGACUUGCUGGAUUCUACCUAAGCAAAUAUCGUGCAUCUGGCGAAACGAGAUAUCUUGCGACAACCCAUUUUGAACCAACAGAUGCAAGAAAUGCCUUCCCUUGCUUUGAUGAACCUAACAUGAAAGCAAAGUUCACCAUUGUCAUUACAAGAGAAAAACGCCAUGUGGCCUUGGCAAACAUGCCACUGAAUUACACUGAAGGGUGCAACAGUGAUGUUGAGCUCUGCACAGACCAUUUUCAAAAAAGUGUUGAAAUGAGCACGUACCUUGUGGCAUUUGUUGUUUGUGACUUCAAGAGCAUAACAAAUACAACCAGCAGAGGUGUUCAGGUCAGUGUAUGGGCCCCACCAGAGCAGAUUGAUCAAGGCCAAUUUGCUUUAGAUGUUGCUGUAGAGGUUCUGGAAUAUUAUGAACAGAAAUUCAAGGUGGACUAUCCACUUCCAAAGCAAGACCUCAUUGCCAUUCCGGAUUUUCCCACUGGAGCAAUGGAAAACUGGGGUCUUAUUACAUUUCGCUUGACUUCAAUCCUGUAUAAUCCCGGCAAGUCAUCAGACAGCAACAGACAAUGGGUCGCAGUGGUUGUUGCUCAUGAGUUGGCUCAUCAGUGGUUUGGUAAUUUGGUUACCAUGGAAUGGUGGAAUGACUUAUGGCUCAAUGAAGGAUUUGCUAGUUUUAUGGAAAAUGUUGGAGUGAGGCAUGUCCACCCAGAAUGGAAAAUGAUGGACCAGUUCUUCUUGGACAAAUUUCAAGUUGCAAUGGGUUUGGAUCAACUCAGUAAUUCUCAUCCAAUCAUGGCUGAAGUGAGAGACCCUGCUGAGAUUAGUUCUUUGUUUGAUUCAAUUUCCUAUGACAAGGGUGCUGCUAUUAUUAGGAUGUUGGAAGAUGUUCUCGGAAGUAAACUUUUCUUCAAAGGAUUACAGAACUACCUCAAUAAGUACAAGUUUAGUAAUGCAGAGACUAAUGACCUUUGGCAGUGCCUCACAGAUGAAGUUAAGGAAAGUGGUGUAAACCUUGAUGUUAGAAAAAUGAUGACAACAUGGACGAGUCAAAUGGGCUUUCCUGUUAUUAAUGUAACAGUUAGGAGAGACGCCAAUGGCAAAGCAAUGCUUCAUUACCAACAGGAGCGCUUCCUUGUCCAUCCCGAUACUAGAUCCCCAUCAGAUCCUGCCUAUCGCUGGGUAAUUCCUUUAACAUAUGUGACUCAGCAGAAUCCUUCCGAAAGACAUGUUCAGUUGUUAGAGCGCCAAGCUGAUGAUGUUUUGUUACGCGGUGUAUCUCCCGAUGCCACUGGUAAUUCUUGGAUUAAGAUGAAUGCCGGACAAAGUGGAUAUUACCGUGUGAACUAUGAUGAGGGAAACUGGAACAACCUCAAAAAACAACUGAACUCCGACCAUACGAAAUUGCUCGGUGCCGAUCGCGCAGGCUUGCUGAAUGACGCUCUUAAUCUUGCUCGCGCUGGUAAUCUGGAUUAUGACCUGGCGUUAGGUCUCACUGAUUAUCUCAGUCAAGAGCAGGAAUAUGUUCCAUGGAUAUCAGCGCUUAACGGCUUGGCCUAUUUUGCCACACAGUUUUCAACAUACGACAUGGAAAGAAAUACCCAGCACUAUCGCAUAUACAAGCUUUAUAUCUUGCAUCAGAUUCACAGGAUAGCAUCCGAGUUAGGUUGGGAAGAAACUGACCAGGAUCCGCAUUUGAAGAGAUAUCUUCGUGCCACAAUAUUGCACCUCGCAAGUGAUUAUGAAGAUGUGUUUCCUGAGGAUAGACCGAAAUUAUUAGAAAAUACGAGAGAAGCGUUACGGCAGUUUGAUGGCUGGUUGAACGGCGGAAAACCGAUUCGACCAAACUUGAGAAACGUAGUUUAUUCCGUGGGUGUGAAGUAUGCAGAUGAACAAACGUGGACGGAGGUUUUCCAUCGUUUCCAAGCUGAGAAAGUCGCGACUGAAAAGAGAAAGUUGAUGUACGCACUCACAAGCAGUCGGAACCCAGGAAUUUUAAAGAGGCUUCUUCGUUAUUCUUUGGACCCGGGAAAGAUUCGUUCCCAGGACUCCGUGGCUGUUAUCAACUCGAUAGCUCACAAUCCAGAAGGUCGCAUAAUGGCGUGGGAGUUUGUGCAGCAGAACUACGAUUUACUGUUCAAAAGAUAUGGUACAGGUUCUUUUGAAUUCAGUCGUCUCAUCAAGGCUACUACAGCGCACUUCAACACGGAGAAGAAAUUAGAGGAUGUGAAGUCUUUUUUUGCGAAUAAAGACACAGGGUCAGGCAAGCUGGCUGUACUUCAAAGUUUGGAAAGUAUUAAAGCCAAUAUAAAAUGGCUGAAAGCCUACCGCCACACUGUCGUUGCCUGGCUUCAAGAUUUCGUCAGCUCUCACGUUCACUUACCUAUCAAUAACCCACAUCACCCUGUACAUGUAACAAGUUUAGACGAGAGAUACAAAUAUGGACGGCCUUGAAUAUCGAAUUCUCAUUCACCCGGUCAAGGUAAAUUUAGAAGGUAUAACUUUGUGCCAGGUAUGCUAGAAGUGCAUCAAUAUAAUUGCCUUGUGUGACUUAAAACUUGAACCAGUCAAAACCUACCGUCGACUGACAAUAAAACCUCUGCACUUCGCACUCGACAGAGGUAUACCUUCUAAAUAAGCUGGACUGUACUUUCACCCCUUCGGCUAUAGUAAAUCAUGCAGUGAACCACUGAAGUUCUUACAAUCUGACUCGCAUCUCUCGGGUUGCCUUUCUUUCUUUCUUUCUUUCUUUUUUCAGUUUUCGUUUACAAGGUCAUUUUUCACCCAAAGAUGGAAAUUGAUGAUCACUUCCUUUAAAUCAGUUAAAUUGUGAAAUUUUUAAAAUCGUUAGUUGAUUUAAGAUUAUCCCGGUGGAGGAUUACAGUUUAACGGCAACCCGGAAGGGAUCUAGUGUGAAUAUAAGAAUGACUAUGGUUUGCUCGGGAUUUACUACAGUGAAUUUAAUUUAUCCCAAUUGAAAUCUUUCAUUAGGGUCAUAGUCUUGUUUUUAAUGUAUUAACUUACUUGGAAAGUGCAUUCACUGGAUUGUGAAAAUAUGAAUUUAAAAAUAUUUAUAUAAUACUAGCCUAUGUGGCUUAACUUUUAUUUUUUAAGUCAGGAUUGCUUAUAUGUUUUGGUUUAAGGUGUUGUACAUUUUCUUUUCCACAACGGAGGCGCUUUUUUAUUUUUUUAUUUCGUUGAGUGGAAUAAAAGAGAUUGUAAUGGGAUCGGAGAAAUAUUAAAAAUGUAUUACAAUUUAUUUUUCAAUUCAUUAAUUGAAAAAAAAUGUUUAGAAUAACGACAAUAAGGGUUAGCUUCAGCUGGGUUUAAAUGCCUUUCGGUGUUUAGUUUUGGCUGUGGCGGCGACUUUAAAACUUUGAGUCAGCCACACUUGAUUGUUUUCAUCGCUCGUGGAGAUUUAAAAGUGAAAUAGUGAUAACGGUAAGGUUUCGUAGGGAAGUCAACAUAGUCGCCCAUUUCUAAGCAAAUUUUAAUGAGUGAAAAAUAUAUUAUAAUCAAGAACUGCUCUUGUAUUCGUUAAGUUUUGGAUCUUGAUUUUGUUUAUAAUCUCUCGUGUGGGUAAGGGGUGAGUUUAAAUCGUAAGUAAUAGUAAGUUUGAUCUCAAUUUGUCAGCAGUUUCAUUGUCCUAAUAUUUUGAGUGUUAAAUUUCUUCAGGGAGGCGCCAUUCUUUAGGGAGCAGAGAUUAAUUUCCUCUAGAAAAUGUUCGUAGCAGCGGAGUAGCUCAAAUAUAUAUGCUUUAGAGAAAAAAGUCAUGAAAAAAAAUAUGAAAAGAAAGAUGCGGCCGAAAAAGGAUAAUUUGGGUGAACAGGAACAGAAACAAAUUGUUUCCUCUUUCAAAGAAUAAUAUGGCCACUCCCUAGUAAUGGCAAAUUGAAGGGAAAGCCGUUUUGAGUAAUGGCUGGAGCAAAAGGAAAUUGCAUACAAUCAGAUAAUUCUUAUUCUGGGGUUCCAGGAAAAAUAUAGCACUGUCCAUCAAAAAAUAAAGAAAGAAGAAGAGAGCUAAUUUUUAUACACAGCUAGGGAUGAACUAAAAACCACCUUUACCCUGAAGGAUAGAAUGGUAUUUGACAUCUUAUGGUGGUAAGACUAAGGUGACCUCGUCAGCUUCUCUUCUUGAUAAUGUUAGAUGAUGUAAUCCUUUACAGUAAGGUUGCGGGCUUCUUUGACGAAUUGAAGUGUUCUUUUAGGAACACUUCUUCCUUGCUUUUAAUGUCUUUAACUCAUGUGGUUCAAGUUGAACUUGUUGCACAAUGUUAUGAAAUAAAUGACUCUUUCUCUCCUCUUCA